UCGUGAUUCGCACGUGAGUUUGUUUUGGUUUUAUACAUUGUAAGCAGGCGAAGCAGGCCCACUUGUGUUUAACUGUUUCCAAUAGUUUUCAUCUGUUUUCGGCUGUGAUUCGGCUUAUUAAAUAGUUCUAAAAUGGAAAUGAAAGAAGAAAUUUUAAAGCGGCUCGACAACGCCAACCAGGAGUUUGAUUCGAACCUUGCCUAUGGAAUUAAGUUGUGGAAGUCGAACAGCUUUUACUACAUGUCCAAGUAUGAGGUGAUUUUUGAGUUCUUUGUAGACCGUGUGGUUGGAUUUCAUCGCCAAUUGGAGGGGAUUCCGGUCGAGGAAUUUGAAUCAAAGUGGCAAAUUGUUAACGACUUUCUGGCACUGCCUUGUCCUUCGAAUGCGCUCCCUCCCAGAUUGAUUCCCAAAUUGAGGACAGCCUUGUGUGAGCUGGGAGGUGAAGCAGAUAGUAGAGUUUUACUGGAAACUUAUUUAAUUGCUACAUUCGACGUAAAGUACAAAAAUUUCUACAAGUUUGACUUCAAAAGCUACGGCAAAUCAUUGGAACUAGCCAUGAACUACUAUCAAAAGUUUUUGAAAAAGAACUUUGUUAAAAGUGAGGAAGAGAAAACAAUUCAACGAAUCGUGGACGACAUCCGAGUUUAUGUAAAAUCUGCCGGAGAUGAUGGAAGCUGGCAGGAGGCAUUCACAUUUGCGCUGACAAACCUUUGCAAUGUGUUUUUAGCUUUGAAAGCUCACGGUUUGGAUCGGCAGGAUGAUUUGCUGCUGCUGUUGAAGGAAGUUUACUUUCAGGAUGGGAAAAGUUCGCAGUACAAUCGGGUGACGGAUCAGACGAAGAAAAAUCUACUCAUGGGCUAUUUUGAUCCUAAAAAUCUGCCUGUUCAUGUGGUGGCGCUACUAAUCGAAGGGUAUUUGAAGACGUACCGUGAAAUCAAGUUAGACGUCCUCUUGUUUCUGAAGUACUUUCUGCUGCAUGUGUUUGUAGAUCCAGGGAAGUCGAUACUUUCUGAGGCACAUCAGGUGUUUCAAUUGACUAAUUACGUUUUCCAUCUACUAAAGAAGUACUUUAUUAAGAUCGAUCAGAAGUUGGUGCAGGAUUUUGAUUUCAACGGAAUCUUCACAAUCAAAUUGAAAGAUUUUCUGGAGAAGUAUGAGUCUUCAGAAAGCCACCUGAAAGAUAUCUUCACGUUGAUCUGUACGAUUAACGAAUACAAUCCGUUGAUUCUGGAAACGAGCAUCAUCGAUAUCAUUCUUCGGACAAUGUUCAUCAAAAAAGGAGAGGAAACGUUGGAACGGUUUCAAUCGAUGCUGGUUUCAACCAUUGGCUUGUAUGUGAAAUUGAAUCGAAGUGAGAAUUUCCGAGAGGAACUGUUUAUGAAAUUGGGAGAUUAUCUCGACGAUCACGAUUUGGGUGAACGAUUGAAGGAGUUGAGGACAGGGUUGAUGAAACGAAAAUCGAUGGCAUCGGAGCAUGAAACGCCUGUAAAGCGAAAAAAGUUAAUAAACGGACAACAAGAGAUCUUUUCGCACAGUCCUGAGCAUGAUUAUUACUUGAGACUCCUCUAUCCGACGAACCGAGAUGAUGCUUGCAAAAAUGUAAAGCGCCUACAGCUGCAAGAUCAGUGGAAAUCGAUCGCGUUUGCUUGGCCGGACUCCAACGGCCGAUUGAAUCAGGCAAUGAUGGAUUAUGUGAAGGGCCUGCUCACGAAACGAAGUUUUACCUAUUGGCGCAAAAUGCAGAAUUUUCUGGAUGAGUUGCUUGAGACGCUAGAAGAGGAUCAGCAGAACGAGAUUGAACUGUUCAAGCUUGAAUUUGCCACCUGUUGGAUGUGCUACUUCUUCGCCGGCAAUACGUUGAUUGAACAGACAAAUUUGUUCUGGGAAAAAUUGGAGAAGCAUUUUUUAGAGUUCGAUGAGCUGCUGGCAAAGUUUGGUCGGAUGUUAUUGAAUGGAACUGUGGCAGAUAGUAGAAUGUUUGACUCGUUUUUGAAGAUGGUCUAUUUCUAUGGUAAUUACCGACUAGUGGUGCAUUAUUAUCGGCCGGAUUCGAUAAGCGACAGCAGUAACGAUGGAAUUCAUCAAUUUCUGAGCGACGAUGAGUGGAGCAAACUCGAAGGGCGGAUUCCAUCCUCUGGCACAACUCUGUUGAAUAAGAUUUAUUUGCAAAAGGUCCGUGUCUUGAAAUUGGGUGGUACUUCAACGGAUGAAUGUGAGGAACAAUCUGAUCUAAUUGAAAAGAUCCUCGCACCAGAGAGCUUUGAUGAGUUGCGGUGGUUGUUGGUAGAUCGUUCAACGAACUGUUGGUUCAUACAACUGCUGUCGUUGGAACAAAAGGUUUCCGUUGUUGGUCGGUUGCUGCAAAAUGACUGUUUCGAUGAAAUUGAGUUUGUUGUUGAACAACUACCAGAAGAUCACGUUUUAAUGGAGGUUGUUUUGUUGUCGACUUAUCAAACAAUAAUUGAAACCAUAUUUGCGGAGCAAAAAACAUCUCUAUCGAGAAAACUAACGUUUGAUGGCAUUUACGAGUUUGACGAAGAAGUGGUUAUGAAAAAGAUUCGCAAGCUUUUGGAGAAAAAAGCAGAGAAGAAAGAAGAACUCAUAUCUCUAGACAAUGCCAAUAAGUUGAUGAAUCUGUUGAAGAUUUUGAACUCAAUUCGAAUAGAUGAAUUAGCUGAAAAACAAAAGACAAUAAUUGUUGCGGUCGGCAUUCUUAUUUUUACCGAUGUAAUGAGUUGUGGAGAUUCUGACCUUACCAAUGUUCAUUGCAACAUCAUCAAUAAACAAUUAACCUUCGGAAUAGUUCCAAACCUGCUGAAGUUUCUGGAUAUUGACACCCUUGUCAAGCUCUUUGGUCAAUCAUCUCCGGUAAUGGUUGCCCUCAUACGGCAAACGGCUACUUACCUAACCCAGGAAGCAUUCGACAGUUUCCAAACCACGUUGAACAAUUUCUCAAAUCAAACCGACGAGCAAUUCGAGUUGGUUCUCACGAUUUUCUUCUAUCUACGAAAAAGUAAUUCUAAUCGGCUUAAGCUGAUUGCUGCGGAACAAUUGAGCGAACUGUUGGAUCAGUACGUGGGUGCGAUCGAGGCAUACAUUGGCAGCAAGUCACCGAAAAAGGUGCGCAAAUCGGAUUCGGUUUUGUUUGAUCACCUGCUGAAGGGUUGUUCGUCAAUUAUCCACUACAAGACUACGAACAAAAAGGAACUGACGGAGGAAAUGCGCGAGGUGCUUCUACAGUUGACUGAUCAGGCGCUCAAAGUCGACAGUAUAUCAUCGAGCACUUUGCUGACAAGCGCUCUCCAGCACAAAGACUUUCUUAAAUUGGACCAGGAGCGAAUCAAACUGCUGGUGGAAAAUCGCUGGGCCAGCUUUCAAGCAGAAUUGCAAACCGAAUGUUCAACGGAGAAUUCAAACGUUGAGGCCACCAACUUGCAGAUGAACAAUGUUAAAGUUUUCGCCGCUUUCCUCACUCAUCAUCAAACGGCGCAGCAACUCACGGAGCGCUUCGAGCAGCUCGAGAAAGAAGUUGCUACCGAUCGGAGCUAUCGCUCGAAACAGUUGCUCUUGCGAGUGUACUCCACACUGGCGAAGAAUGCUUUUGCUUCCGGUGUUUCGAAGGAAGUCGAAAAAGUGUUCGUACGGUCGUUUGGAACGGUUGUGGCCAACGAAGUUGUUCCCCUUUGUGUAAUGAAAAAGUUCUUUGACGAUCGGAGUUUUUUGGAAGAAAUCCUCAUCUGCUUCGCUGCAGUAGUUGGCAAUCCUAAGUUAACGUUGGUUCCAUCUAUCAUGGACAACAUGCUGGAGUUCCUUAGUAGCAUCAACAUAAAAAAGUGUACGGUUAAGGAUGAGGACGAGAAAGCAUUCUACCAGCUGCAUCGGUUAAUCAGUGACGUUCUAUAUUUGAUGAUGAUCAUUAGACCCAACUACGUCGCAAAUCGUCUUCCGCAGUACUUUUAUGUUUUCAACGGAUUGAUCGCAUCCGUUAUAUGCUACAAAGAGGACCGCCCACUUGAGAAGCCUUUGAAUAGCUUUGAGAUUCUCACGCUGUCCGACCUGUUGUUACCGUUGGAAAAGAUCAUGAGUCACGCUGCCAAGAAGGUCGACAAGGAUCUCCGCAUCAUGGCACCGUACGUGUUGGCGCAGGUUAUCCAUUUUAUCAUUCAAAGUAAACGACCGGCGACCCUGCACGAGAAGAUUUGUCGUACUGUGUACAACAUCUGUUAUGGGUUGAUUGAAAUUUACGACAAACACUCGUCCAGCUAUCUGCUGAGGACGUGUGACGAAGCUUCGAAGAACGUCUAUACCGAGAUAGUUAAAGGGUUCCGAAAGUAUAGGUCGUUCAAAGGAAAGAUCUAAACAGGUAAGUAUAAUAACUGCCCAUAAACUCAUAACAGUCCCAUGUUUGCUUGAUUUCCUAUCUACAUGGGACUGUUAUAAAUUUAU
Messenger RNA from Armigeres subalbatus, 4446 nucleotides. RefSeq lists its product as uncharacterized. NCBI's taxonomy places the organism in Eukaryota, Metazoa, Arthropoda, Insecta, Diptera, Culicidae. The coding region runs from base 133 to 4359 and encodes 1408 amino acids. The transcript has 6 exons. The record is from RefSeq and is a predicted model, not a curated record.